AUGUGCGAUCGGGGAGAGCCCUUCGGUGAGGGGGAGUUGAGGAAUAAUAACCAGCAGGGGGGCGUGCUGGCCGACGGGGAUGCUAACGCCAAUGAGAUCUGCGCAGAUGACGGUGGGAGGACGGGUGAUACAGGCACUCUGUCGGGGCUGAUCACAGAAACGACGGAGCAGGAUAAAGUCAUCAUCUGGGGCACGGACUCUCAGUGUGAUGAUCCUGAGCUGGCCGAGUUCGAGAUGCUGGAGUGUCAGGAGCUGGAGGCCUACCUGGUCGAGGACGGGGAGGACUUUGUCGGACUGGCAGAGCGGAAGGCGAUUCAAGGACAGUCUUCAUCGUGCAGCAAAGCCAGAGAAGAACAACCAGGAGAUGAUCAGAGCAGGGAGGAGAGGAAGUCCGGUCCACAUGGCGCCAGUGAGCAGGAAUCCAGCGUUUCAGGGUCGGCCUCUGAGAGCAGAGACGCAUCGAGGAGCUCUGAAGCAGACGUCUUUGUGACCUGUCUGACCACGAUUUCAAACAUGGACACGGCCGUGGAUGCUGCAGGCAGGACGCAAACGACGGAGUCCUGGCACAACGCCACAACCGGUCCUUACUCGGCGGUCUCAGAAGACCUGACUCUGGUUUCACAGACCUGCAACACCGUCUCAGAGAGGAGUCAGACGGAUCGUUCUUCAUGCUAUGCUGGAAAAAGCACAAAACACGGGAAGGUCGUGGACGUGAAUCUGAAUUCAACAGAGGCGGCACAAGCGAGUAACGGGAACGUUUCAGGUGAGGCGGUUCUUGACGAGAGCAGGAAGAACAAGAACCAGAGAAGUACAGCAGGGAAAACCACGUCAGAGAAAGACCAGGGGAGGAGUACUGAGCAAAAGGAGGACAGUCAGACUAAAAUGGAUAAAAGCACACAAGCCAACGAGGCUCCUGAUGUGGUCUACAGCCCACCUAGUACAGGCACUAAGGGGACGCAGUCGUCCAUGGACUCCAAAGCCAUAAAGAAACAAGGAUCGUUUGAUUCCUCUCUGAAAAAACAAAACUCCUUCGACCGGAGUUUCAAAAAGCAGCCAUCGUUCGAGAAUUCCUUCAAGAAGCAGCUCUCCUUUGAUAACUCUCUGAAGAGGCAGGGCUCCUUCGAGAACACAGCCACCUCCAGCUCUUCAAGCCUGGAGAGGAGGAAGCCAUGGGGGAGCCCCAGCAGACCAGCAACUCCUUCUGCCCCGAGAACUACCUCCUCUUCCCCCAAGAGACAACCGCCCGGUUCACCGGCGAGGGUUCAGGGCAUCAGGGCGCUGAGCUGCGAGCGCAGCGACUCUCCUCACAGAGGUUUCGGUCAACCGGUCAAACCGGCUCUGAAGACCAGCUUGAGCAGCGGCAUCCCAAAACCGGUCCCCUCUCAGCAGAAAGAGCCUGAGCACAAGAGGUCUUCUCCUCCGCAGAAGCCUAAAAAUGUCCGACCUAAAAUUAUCACCUACGUCCGAAAGAAUCCUCAAGCCAAACCAGACGCUCCGCUGGAGGCUUCUUCACUCAGACUUUCUUCUUACUCCAGCCCACCAGCUCAGAAAGAUCUAAAAGCUGGCCCUCAGCCUAAAUCCACAGCAGUGCUCUGUUCCUCCAACCUGCUGUUUGACAAAUAUCGACAGGAGCUGCAGAAGGCGGGGAUCUAUCCUCCAGGCGUGGCUGUGGGUGGAAUCAAACCGAGCGGCUCCAUCGCUCAGAGGCAGAGCGGACAGAGAGACAGUUUCCACGAGGACUCACCUGAGAAGAGUCUGCAAGAGGUGAGGAGGGACUCACUGAGCUGGGUCAUACACCAACAUGCUCUUUACAUAAAUGCACAAGACACAACCCGAUAAAAAGCUCUAAAUGUGAAGAUCGAAGGUCUUUGUAGAGUUUUAAAGCUUUAUCAGUGAGUUUUAAUUACUGUCUAAUUACAUUAAAACACUGAAGAUAGCUUCUGUCACUUUUAAAUCUAUUAUUCGUUCAGCUACAUUUCCAUGAAAGCAGCUUUUUUUCUCUAAAUCCAGGAGGUUUUUACUGUUUCUGUCUCACCUCGUUUGAGGUCACUAAUUGGGUUCAUCAUUUCCCAGCAUGCCUGAUGUAACUCGGAAACGAAGGAUGUUCUUUAUCAUCCCGCUACUUAAUCAGACAGUUACUGCAAAGAUCUCAUAUCAACACAAUCUCAUGUCCCUUACUGUUAAUGCUGGAUAUAACCUAGGGCUGGGCGAUAAACCGAAAAUUUAUUACAAUAACCGACGUCAUUUUGCCCAUAUCGGUAUAUUUGCUGUCUAAAUAAAUCAAUAAAUCAAAGUUGGUUUUGGAUGUGUGUAGGUAGGCUAUGGUCUCAUGUCCCUUUAAGACGCUGUCCUACGUCUAGAGGGAAAAGACGGGUGAGGAGAUGGAGGAUGGUUCAAAAGUUGUAGCUGCUGAAGUAGACGAAGUUAACCCUUACCCUAACCCUAACCCUAGCCCCAACCCUAACCCUAACCCUAGCUCUAACCCUAACCCUAGCUCCAACCCUAACCCUAACCCUAACCCUAGCUCCAACCUUAACCCUAACCCUAACUCUAACCCUAGCCCCAACCCUAACCCUAGCUCUAACCCUAACCCUAACCCUAGCUCCACCCUAAUCCUAACCCUAACCCUAACCCUAGCUCCAACCUUAACCCUAACCCUAACCCUAGCUCCAACCCUAACCCUAACCCAAACCCUAAGUAAACUUUUCAAAAAACUUCCCCCAGAAUUAGGUUCUAUAGACUCCCCGUGCCCUGAAACGUGCUCCUAACACAAUUCUGGAAGGUGAAAAAUUGGGUUGGCACUUAAAAAAUUUUUCAAUUUUUUUUUCCCAUGCAUUCCUAUGGGAAAAAAUCAAAUUUUUUUAGGAACGUCCUAGAGACUCGGGAGUUGGUUCAUUGCACUCAGAAAAAUCCUAGCUCCAAGCCCAACCCCAACCCUAACCCUAGCUCCAACACUAACCCUAACUCCAACCCUAACCCUAACCCUAACCCUAGCUCCAACCCUAACCCUAACCCUAACCCAUGCAGUCCUAUGGGAAAAAAAUCAAAUUUUUUUAGGAACGUCCUAGAGACUCGGGAGUUGGUUCAUUGCACUCAGAAAAAUCCUAGCUCCAAGCCCAACCCUCACCCUAGCUCCAACACUCACCCUAACUCCAACCCUAACCCUAACCCUAACCCUAGCUCCAACCCUAACCCUAACCCUAACCCAUGCAUUCCUAUGGGAAAAAAUCAAAUUUUUUUAGGAACGUCCUAGAGACUCGGGAGUUGGUUCAUUGCACUCAGAAAAAUCCUAGCUCCAAGCCCGACCUUAACCCUAGCUCCAACACUAACCCUAACUCCAACCCUAACCCUAACCCUAACCCUAACCCUAGCUCCAACCCUAACCCUAACCCUAACCCAAGCAUUCCUAUGGGAAAAAAAUCAAAUUUUUUUAGGAACGUCCUAGAGACUCGGGAGUUGGUUCAUUGCACUCAGAAAAAUCCUAGCUCCAAGCCCGAACCCUAACCCUAGCUCCAACACUAACCCUAACUCCAACCCUAACCCUAACCCUAACCCUAGCUCCAACCCUAACCCUAACCCUAACCCAUGCAUUCCUAUGGGAAAAAAAUCAAAUUUUUUUAGGAACGUCCUAGAGACUCGGGAGUUGGUUCAUUGCACUCAGAAAAAUCCUAGCUCCAAGCCCAACCCUAACCCUAGCUCCAACACUAACCCUAACUCCAACCCUAACCCUAACCCUAACCCUAGCUCCAACCCUAACCCUAACCCUAACCCAUGCAUUCCUAUGGGAAAAAAUCAAAUUUUUUUAGGAACGUCCUAGAGACUCGGGAGUUGGUUCAUUGCACUCAGAAAAAUCCUAGCUCCAAGCCCAACCCUAACCCUAGCUCCAACACUAACCCUAACUCCAACCCUAACCUUAACCCUAACCCUAGCUUCAACCCUAACCCUAACCCUAACCCAUGCAUUCCUAUGGGAAAAAAUCAAAUUUUUUUAGGAACGUCCUAGAGACUCGGGAGUUGGUUCAUUGCACUCAGAAAAAUCCUAGCUCCAAGCCCAACCCUAACCCUAGCUCCAACACUAACCCUAACUCCAACCCUAACCUUAACCCUAACCCUAGCUUCAACCCUAACCCUAACCCUAACCCAUGCAUUCCUAUGGGAAAAAAUCAAAUUUUUUUAGGAACGUCCUAGAGACUCGGGAGUUGGUUCAUUGCACUCAGAAAAAUCCUAGCUCCAAGCCCGACCCUAACCCUAGCUCCAACACUAACCCUAACUCCAACCCUAACCCUAACCCUAACCCUAGCUCCAACCCUAACCCUAACCCUAACCCAUGCAUUCCUAUGGGAAAAAAAUCAAUUUUUUUUAGGAACGUCCUAGAGACUCGGGAGUUGGUUCAUUGCACUCAGAAAAAUCCUAGCUCCAAGCCCAACCCUAACCCUAGCUCCAACACUAACCCUAACUCCAACCCUAACCCUAACCCUAACCCUAGCUCCAACCCUAACCCUAACCCUAACCCUGACCCUAACCCCUAACCCUAACCCCCUAACCCUAACCCUAACCCAACCCUAACCCUAACCCUAACCCUAGCUCCAACCUGAACCCUAACCCUAACCCUAACCCUAGCCCCAACCCUAACCCUAGCUCUAACCCUAACCCUAACCCUAGCUCCACCCUAAUCCUAACCCUAACCCUAACCCUAGCUCCAACCUUAACCCUAACCCUAACCCUAGCUCCACCCUACUCCUAACCCUAACCCUAACCCUAGCUCAAACCCUAACCCUAACCCUAACCCAUGCAUUCCUAUGGGAAAAAAUCAAAUUUUUUUAGGAACGUCCUAGAGACUCGGGAGUUGGUUCAUUGCACUCAGAAAAAUCCUAGCUCCAAGCCCAACCCUAACCCUAGCUCCAACACUAACCCUAACUCCAACCCUAACCCUAACCCUAACCCUAGCUCCAACCCUAACCCUAACCCUAACCCAUGCAUUCCUAUGGGAAAAAAUCAAAUUUUUUUAGGAACGUCCUAGAGACUCGGGAGUUGGUUCAUUGCACUCAGAAAAAUCCUAGCUCCAAGCCCAACCCUAACCCUAGCUCCAACACUAACCCUAACCCUAACCCUAACCCUAGCUCCAACCCUAACCCUAACCCUAACCCUAGCUCCAACCCUAACCCCAACCCUAACCCUAGCUCCAACCUAAACCCUAACCCUAACCCUAGCCCCAACCCUAACCCUAGCUCUUACCCUAACCCUAACCCUAGCUCCGCCCUAAUCCUAACCCUAACCCUAGCUCCAACCUUAACCCUAACCCUAACCCUAACUCCAACCCUAACCCUAACCCUAACCCUAGCUCCAACCCUAACCCUAACCCUAACCCAUGCAUUCCUAUGGGAAAAAAAUCAAAUUUUUUUAGGAACGUCCUAGAGACUCGGGAGUUGGUUCAUUGCACUCAGAAAAAUCCUAGCUCCAAGCCCAACCCUAACCCUAGCUGCAACACUAACCCUAACUCCAACCUUAACCCUAACCCUAACCCUAGCUCCAACCCUAACCCUAACCCUAACCCAUGCAUUCCUAUGGGAAAAAAAUCAAAUUUUUUUAGGAACGUCCUAGAGACUCGGGAGUUGGUUCAUUGCACUCAGAAAAAUCCUAGCUCCAAGCCCGACCCUAACCCUAGCUCCAACACUAACCCUAACUCCAACCCUAACCCUAACCCUAACCCUAGCUCCAACCCUAACCCUAACCCUAACCCAUGCAUUCCUAUGGGAAAAAAUCAAAUUUUUUUAGGAACGUCCUAGAGACUCGGGAGUUGGUUCAUUGCACUCAGAAAAAUCCUAGCUCCAAGCCCAACCCUAACCCUAGCUCCAACACUAACCCUAACUCCAACCCUAACCCUAACCCUAACCCUAGCUCCAACCCUAACCCUAACCCUAACCCUGACCCUAACCCCUAACCCUAACCCUAACCCCCUAACCCUAACCCUAACCCUAACCCAACCCUAACCCUAACCCUAACCCUAGCUCCAACCUGAACCCUAACCCUAACCCUAACCCUAGCCCCAACCCUAACCCUAGCUCUAACCCUAACCCUAACCCUAGCUCCACCUAAUCCUAACCCUAACCCUAACCCUAGCUCCAACCUUAACCCUAACCCUAACCCUAGCUCCACCCUAAUCCUAACCCUAACCCUAACCCUAGCUCAAACCCUAACCCUAACCCUAACCCAUGCAUUCCUAUGGGAAAAAAUCAAAUUUUUUUAGGAACGUCCUAGAGACUCGGGAGUUGGUUCAUUGCACUCAGAAAAAUCCUAGCUCCAAGCCCAACCCUAACCCUAGCUCCAACACUAACCCUAACUCCAACCCUAACCCUAACCCUAACCCUAGCUCCAACCCUAACCCUAACCCUAACCCAUGCAUUCCUAUGGGAAAAAAUCAAAUUUUUUUAGGAACGUCCUAGAGACUCGGGAGUUGGUUCAUUGCACUCAGAAAAAUCCUAGCUCCAAGCCCAACCCUAACCCUAGCUCCAACACUAACCCUAACGCCAACCCUAACCCUAACCCUAGCUCCAACCCUAACCCUAACCCUAACCCUAGCUCCAACCCUAACCCUAACCCUAACCCUAGCUCCAACCUUAACCCUAACCCUAACCCUAACCCUAGCCCCAACCCUAACCCUAGCUCUUACCCUAACCCUAACCCUAGCUCCGCCCUAAUCCUAACCCUAACCCUAACCCUAGCUCCAACCUUAACCCUAACCCUAACCCUAGCUCCAACCCUAACCCUAACCAAAACCCUAAGUAAACUUUUCAAAAAACUUCCCCCAGAAUUAGGUUCUAUAGACUCCCCGUGCCGUGAAACGUGCUCCUAACACAAUUCUGGAAGGUGAAAAAUUGGGUUGGCACUAAAAAAAUUUUUCAAUUUUUUUUUCCCAUGCAUUCCUAUGGGAAAAAAUCAAAUUUUUUUAGGAACGUCCUAGAGACUCGGGAGUUGUUUCUUUGCACUCAGAAAAAUCCUAGCUCCAAGCCCAACCCUAACCCUAGCUCCAACACUAACCCUAACUCCAACCCUAACCCUAACCCUAACUCUAGCUCCAACCCUAACCCUAAUCCUAACCCAUGCAUUCCCAUGGGAAAAAAUCAAAUUUUUUUAGGAACGUCCUAGAGACUCGGGAGUUGGUGCAUUGCACUCAGAAAAAUCCUAGCUCCAAACCCAACCCUAACCCUAGCUCCAACACUAACCCUAACGCCAACCCUAACCCUAACCCUAACCCUAGCUCCAACCCUAACCCUAACCCUAACCCUAGCUCCAACCUUAAUGUGGAAGGGGGUGAGCAGCUUGUGGAGUAGUUAUCGUCUAUUAGGAGUACUUAUCUAGGUGAACUGAUCAAUGUAUCGUGAUAUUGAUUCGAGGCCAUAUCGCCCAGCCCUAAUAUAAUCAGAAAAGUACCAAAGCUUUGAAAAAGAAAAGAUAAAGAAGCUUCUCACUGAUUGUAUUUGUCCCUCACCAGCAUGUUUCCCAGGAAGGAGGCGGCGCCUACCGCUCCCCCAGAGCUUUGAGGCCUCAGCUGGGGUUAGGAGCCGUCACCAGGCAGCCUGCAGCCAAGGCCAGAGUUCAGCAGACAGGUCAGAGGUCAGCUGCGUCUCCGAGUCAUUCUGCUCAGGCAGCCGGAUCGUCCGGCCAGGGCCACCAGGAUCAUACAGGUGGGACGGAGAUAAUCUCAAAAUAAAAUCAGUGAUGUGUCUUGUAGAGUUUUUAAGAAAGAGAUAGGAAACAGUUUUUUUAAAUUCUUUUUAUCAGGGUUUGGAGCGACACAAAAGUGAAAACAAUAUAACAAAGUGCUUCUUUUCUUUUGUGAAGCCUCCAAAACUCCCUGUUUAGUCUGCUUUGCCUUGCCGUUCCUGACUCCAUGUCAGAAAAAUCUCCUUUUCCUCUCCUGUCGCGUUCGGAUGGAUGCGGUGAAACUUUUUGCAUCUUACUUUUUUCAUCAUUUCUUCUCGAAUCCCACUGAAUUUCCCUUUGGGGAUAAAUAAAGUUCUUCUCAUCUUAUCUUUGAAGCGCAAAAAUCUCACUCACACAUCCUGGAAAUUUCUUGUUGCAUAUCUUUAGGUCUGAUGGAGUCAGGCUCGACACAUGGCGCUCCCUCAUUAAUAGAUAUUUCCUCCCGGAGUGAUGCUUGUCGUAUGUUUUUCAUCUUGAUUCCAGCAUGAGAUUAGUAACAGUGACAUGAAUCUGUCUUUUAGUCAUCGGAGCAGAUGUGAUCCCAGCAGUGCGGUUGUGGUUGUUCUGACUUCGUAUUCGCUCCAAAUAAAGCUGCAGACAUCUUUUUAUAUCAGUGACUAUGAUUGUAGAGUAUGUUCAUUCACUCUGCAACCAGGUUUUAUUUACUCAUACAGUAUUAAUCUCAUUUACAGCAGAGCACAGGAGGUCAGCAGAAAGAGGUCCGGAAACAACCACCAAGAGCCUCCUGCUCAAACCAGGCCAGUCUGGUCUCCGCCCCCCGGGUUUCUCCGCCCUGCCGGCCACCCGUCUGGCCACCUUUGGCUUCGUCCGCACCUCCAGCGUCUCGUCUGUGUCCAGUAACCAGUCCAACGACAGCAGCCACAGUGAUCCCUGCAGAUCGUCUCAGCGUGAGUCUCUCUCUCUGCUGCAGGUUCAUGUAAAUCAGGGUUAGAGAGCUUUUCCACUUCAGCUGAUGUAGAGUGAGCCGCAGACAUCCCGCAGAGCUCUGUCUGAUUAAAAGGAAUUUCCAGGUUUGUGAUUUCUUUUCUGAUCUACAUCUCCUCGUUAGUUUCAGCGGUCGUCCUGGCAGCUUCGGUUACCAUAGAAACAGUCACUCCGCUUCCUUUUUCACUCCUUUAUCACAAGUAGGCGCUGAAAGCUGCUGCUCGACGGCGGCUUUGAUGAAGAAAUCUGUAAGUCUCUCCUCCCUCUGCUGUUUCUCAUCAGCCCGCACACUGCGGCACUUUAUCAGGAUCAGAUCAGACCGCCCCGUCCAACGCCGAGUCUCGUACACUUCCUGCUGCUUUUAUUAAGAGGAAUCAUUACGGAGAAAAUUUAGCUGAUACGCUGAUUAUCUUUGAGUGAAAUAGAGAAAUAGAGAGUGAGUCCAAUUGAUAUUGAUGGUUCAGUUUUAACAGUGGAGCUUUAAACUAUUAUCUGAGGGAUGAUAAGACUUCAACACCUCUCUGUUUGAUGUUUUAUCCUCUAUAACAGCUUUUCGAUAUUGACCUGAACUCCUUUAGAAGCUUAAAAACUAUAAAAGUGGAAAAGUGCCCAACAUAGACUCGUAUAAAUUAGAGAUAAACAGUUUUAGAUAGUUCUUUAGAUAACAAACAACAGUGUGUACAAUUUCCAAGGCUACAUCUAAGUAUAGGGACCUUGAAUGUGGAGUCCCACAGGGUUCAGUGUUGAGACCGUCACUUUUUAAUUUGCGUAUUUAUAAACUAUUUGAUGGCUCUGCGUUACUGAAGUUUGUGUUUUUUGCAGAUGACACAAAUCUCUUCAAACACUCAUCAAACUUGAUUUUUCAGAUGAAAGUAAGUCGUGAAUAAAGAUACAUUAAUGGUGAAGAAGAUGAGGUUUUGUUGUCCAUCGAUGGAGCUGUUAUGAAAGAGUGUCUGAGAUUGAUAAUCGUGGAUAAAGCGCGAUCAUGGGAAGUAGGGCUGCACGAUAAAUCGAUUUUAUAUCAUAAUCGGACUAUAUGAUUAUGACAAUGUUAAAAAAAUUUAAAUCCUCAAAUCCAUUUUCCUCUCUAUCCUGUUUCGUGCCUGGCAUAUGCACUACAUCGUUUUUCAGUGGUUUCGUUUGGAGAGAUGAUAGAAAAACUUUUUAUUGAAGUGAAUUCUGGUGAAGUUUUUACUGAAAAAAAAUUUAAAUCAAAAAUCGAUUUAAACGUUUCAGUUAAGAAAAAAAAAUCUGGAUUUUAUUUUUGGGAAAAAUCGUGCAGCCCUAAUGGGAAGCACAUUUAUUGAUUUACAGAUUUUAAGCAAGCUAAAGUUUGUGAUCAAAUAAAAGAAAGAAAAGAUUUUUUUUUAUCAUUAUUUUCUUAUUUUGUCGUGUUUGCAGCCCCUCUUCUGAAGCCGACGGCUCACUUUCCCUCUUCCGCAUGUUAACUGUUUUCUUCUGACCGUCUGGAUUCACACACUUCCUUUAGCUGCAGGCAGACAAACAGCUGUUGUCUCCUGCAGGGUCGCCCCCCCUCCUAUCCAGUCUAAAGACCGAACCACCAGAGCUGCUUCACAUGUCAGCACUGGUCUCUCCUCUCUAUUUAUAAUCUCUGAAAUAAAAAAGUAGAGCCGGCGGCUGCAGAGUGUGUGGACCAGUGCGACUCAGAGUGUGAUAUGACGGGAUAAUCUGUGAAGCCGUUUUUACCCCGACACCUCUGACCAGCCUCCUCCUCCUCCUCCUCCUCCUCGCCCGUGGGUCUCCUCAAACUUUCACUGCUGCUGAGCCAGAUAAUGAUUUCUCCCACUGCCUCUGUGUCCCUCUUUAAAGACUCAGAUGUUCACUUUUCUGGGUUAUUUUGCACCAUUUUUAACUCUGAUUCUGGAGAAAACAACCACAGCUCAGGAUGAAACCCUUCAGCCUUGUAAGUCUAGCUUCUCUUUCUUUUUUAUUGCUUUGUGGGGCUGUUGAUAAGUUUGUUCUAUUUGCUCUAUUUUGUUUGGAUAGAAAAAUGUAUCUGUAUCGAUUCAGCGUUGGAAAGAUGAGUGUCUAGCAGAUAGUGAAAGGCUCUGGAGUGGCUCAGACAGCUUAUAUAUGACUGGCAGCUUGCACAGCAGUGUUUCCCUUCAGGCUGUUGGCUCAGACAGAGAUGUGCUAUUAGUAUGCCACCGUAUGCCUCUACUGCAGCCACAGUCAGCGAAGAGGCUCCCCUGAAAAACGCAGUGCCUGAGUGUGAGCUGCAGCUUCAUUCUGGGAUCAAUCAAUCUUUAUUUAUAAAACAACAACAACUCCAUUUCCUCUGUCAGGUCCAACAAACAGGCCUGUAUUCUGGGAGCGCAGUGUCUUAGAGGGGCAAUAGGUCACUAUUGGCUCUAUGAUAGUGAGAGGAAAGCUGUUCAAUUCUAAGAGAAGAGUUCAAUCAGUCUUCAGAGGCCAAUCAAACAUAGAGGUAACUUUUGCAAAGACCAGUUUUCGUGCAUUGUUUGGGACAAGAUGUGUCUGGAUACUGAGAUGGUGUCCUUAAAAUUCGCCAAAGGACCAAUCCUGAUCAAAUAGGUCUCCCAGAUUCCUCACAGUGGUGCUGGAUGCCAGGCUAAAGCCAUCAAAGGGAGUCACAUCAUCAGAAAACCUCUUUGUUUGGUGUUUGGGACCAAGAAGGUAGGGCUGGGGGAUAAACCAAAAGUUUAUCGAUACCAAAAUAUCGUUAUUGAGGUAAACUGCUGAAUAUAUUGUGAUAAUGAUUUGAGGCCAUAUCGCCCAGCCCUACAAGAAUGAUAAAGAGUUGAGCAACAAAUAAGUCCUGGUCAUCCAGGUCUUUAUGUGUUGAAUUCUUGCUUCUACUUUAGUUUAGACAGCUGGUUAGUUUUGACUUCAUUGAUAUAGAAAUCUGAGCAUCAUCUGCAUACUAGUGAAAGUUCAUGCUGUAUUACCUCAUAAUGUUACCUAGAAGAAGUUCAAAUGAAGUGAAACGAAUCGGUCUGAUUAGUGAACCUUGUGGGACUCCAUGACUGACUUUAUUAGGGCUGGGCGAUAUGUCCUCAAAUCAAUAUUAACAUAUAUUGAGCUGUUCACCUCGAUCACGAUAAAUGGACGAUAACUAGUCCACAAGCUGCUCACCCCCUCCCACAUUAACUUCAGCUGCCGCUCCAGCCACUACAACUUUUGAACCAGAGUCACGUCUCUGAUAAAGGACAGCAUCUUAAAGGGACAUGAGACCAUAGCCUACCGACACACAUCCAAAACCGACUUUUAUAUAUUUAUUUAUUUGACACUGAAUAUACUGAUAUGGGCAAAAUGACAUCGGUUAUUGACAUACAUUUCAGCAUCUGUAAAUUUUCGUCUUAUUGCCCAGCCCUAGAUUGGAGGUUUGAUAAUCAUUUUGCCAAUCUUAAUUUUAACAAAAAUAAACAUUGAUUAUUAACAUUUAACAGAUUAAUGACCUCCCCUGGUAACUUCAAACAUAAAGCUUGGACUUUAAAAUGAAUAAUUCUAUUUUAUGCAUAUUUAUAUUGUGUAUUAUAUACGACUAUUCUAUGGUUUUAUUGUGUCUUCUUUAAUAUUAGUUAUAAAUCUAGAUGAUCUUGAAAUUCAUUAUGAGCUUUUGUUUUAAAUCCUAGUGGAAGAGAGGCUUUUUAUUUAUUUAUUUUUUGACACCAAAUAUACCGGUAUGGGCAAAAUGACAUCUGUUAACGUCGUAAAUUUUGGUAUCGUUAAAUCUUCAGUUUAUCGCCCAGCCCUAGACCUUGGUGUGCACAGAGGACUUUCUAUAAACACACUUCUCCACUAUUUCCUCCAGUCUGUAGGAUUUCCUAGAUGGUGCAGCGACUAGUCCCUCUUCUUUAUAAUCAGACUUUGUGCGAAUAACCAUUUCCCAGUUUGACUCCACGGCAGUCGGAGCAGCACAAAUCUCUGCGGCUCUAUGGAGUGAAUACUAAGCCUCUUUUCCCUGUGGUUGAAUCCUGUUCUUGUCAUGUCCUGCAGGAAAAUCGACCAGCAGACACUUUUUACUCCAAAGCUCAUUACAUGACCCUGCAGCAACUUGGCAGCAGAUUCAGUUUUAUUCUUCUAAUAAGGAUUUCUGAUGAAAACUGUGAGGCGAUAACAGUGCAGGAGCACAAUCUGUUUCUUUGCUCGGUUUACAAGAGCUUAAAAAGGUGUUUGGUGUUCUGCUGCAGUCUUAAUUUCGUAUUUGCAUGACACAGGCCUGAUAACUAAACAUCUACAGAUAGACAUCAUGCUUGUAUUUGUUCUCAUGUCUUGUGCAUCAGUAAUCAGGGACAUGGAGUCAUUGUUCCUUGCUGCUGUAGCUCUGAUCACAGGAAGCUUGCAGCAGGGGAGGGAUUUGAUCAGUACAUGCAGCGAGAAACAAGCACUUAACAGUGAGUCAGCCUCCAGCCUCUCUGCUCAACCAAUCAGCUCCUCGGCUAAACCUCAUUUAGAGACGCCCUUGGAAAAAAAAGAGGGGAAAAAAGAGCUUCUGCUGACUCUCCCAGGUGGAUUCAGACUCUGUCGCAGUGAGGAGAGUCUCUGUGAUCCCAGCGGAGGUUUCAUAGCAGCCUCGGGCUCUCUGACGUCAGUGUGGAUCCACGGUUCUCUUUCAUGAUCUGAGUUUGUGUUGCCGUGCAGAUUUUGCAGUCUGUUCUCCAAAUUAAGAGUCUGAGAUAUUCUCGAAUCAGAAUAGUUUUCUAAGUCAAGGUCACAAAGCUGCGCUGCGUUUCCUUUAGGGUCGGCACUGUUAUCGAUCGAGGAGCUGAAUAUUUCAUGAUAAGUAAUUGAAGCCCUCUAGGUUUGCAAUCCUUCACUUCUACUGACACAGGAUACCGACAUCCUGAUUCAUCAGAAGUGAUGAAAUCCAGAGACAGUUUAUUCAGACAGAAACAGUGUGAACGACAGCAGAAUAGUCGUGAUAUAUUGUGACACGUCUCUGCGCUCUUUGCUACAGCCUCAGCUUAUCUGGGAAACAAAGCUUUUCAUUUCCACAGAAAGCUGGUGGCGUAACAACAACUGUGAUGAAUAAUUAAGAUGUUUGCAUGGUUCCGUUUUUUUUCUGGUCCGCAGUUUGAAUAGAGAUACUCUCAGAGGAAAGAUAGUGAACCUGCUGAUAUUUGAUACUGGAAGGACAAAAACAGACAUGUCCUUAUUAGAGAUAUUCACUCUGAUGGUUUGAUUUAUCCUCUCAGGCUCGGUAAAGUACUUCAAUCUUUAAAAAAAUAACACGCUGAUAUGAAAACGCUCAAAAUAUUCAUGAUAAACGACACAUUGACACUUAUUUAUGAGUGGGAUAUGUGUAUAGUUUGCUCUAAAACUUGGUUUGCUUAAAACAAGUUGAAGUCUGUGGGUCUGAGUCGUCCUCUGGCUGGGAAUGAAAGCUCAGAUCUAGUUUCAGUCGAUUCAGGAAGUGAGGGUGGAUACAGUUUAUUGAUUUAUUUACUUUUUUGAUCACAUACACUCUUGGAAACCAUCAGUCCUCAUUGUCACAGAUUCAGAUGGACUGUAUUGUGCGAAACAGGAUAAUAAUUCAGAGUGAUUGUAGUGAAGACUGUAACCUUUCAAUUUUCUGACUCAAUCAUUGAUUCUGUUUUUGUCGUUUCUGGCACCCUUCCUCUUCCUCCUCUUCCUCAGAUCCCAGCAGUGGCAGCGAUGACACCCCUCUUCACAGAGCCACAGCGCCCCCCGCUGAGGCCUCCCCCGUUCAGAGCCGCUCUCUGCCUCCCAACGCCCCCAGUUUGCAGCGCCGCAGUCUGCCGCCACAGCGCUGCUCGCCGCUCGGUACGUCCCUGCGCUCACACACGCUGCAUAUUAUGAGUAUAAAGACAUAUCUCCAGAGACAAAUCAUGUCCCGGUUCAAGGUCACUUUCUGCUGUGGUCACAUGACUUCAUGUGAGAUUAAAGGGGGCGUUAUAGGGUGGUGUCUGCAGAAUGAGCUCGACAUGAUAAAUGCUGUUGAGUUCUGUCAAAUUAUGAUGUUUUACAGCUUUGACUCCCAGGUCAUGGGUUAUCAUUUCUGGUUCUGUCGUCAAAGCCCUCAGCCUCCAAUUUACUCAUUCACUUUAUUUUUCUGUGAAAUCCCUGCCAAAAAAAAAACACUUUUUACAAAUCUUAACGGAUGAUUAAUCUGUAUUCGUAGUUUUCAAACAUUUUUAAGUGACCUGCCAGAUAAAAAAUAAUAAUAAUUUCCACCUUCUUAUGUCUAAAUGCUUUUUGACAGGCUCUUAAUGUUCACUGUCAAGGUUGCGGAUGUGAUUAAGGGUCUAUAAAUAAACAAAUGCAGAAAAAUAAUCAACCGAAAUCGUGAAUAUCCUACUGUACCGACUCUUAACUGUUGCACAGUGUUGCAUCACAGCCGUGAUACUGAUUUUAAUUGACUCCCCCUCUACUGAUAUAGAGGUCUCUGUAGUUAGUUAGUGCUCUGGAAUCUAAACAGUGGAUAUGGAGCAUUGACACCACCUGGUGGUCACAGAGUGAAUCUCUCUGUGAGCUCGAAGCUGUCUGAUCCUCCUGCUGCAGAGCCGGUUUGGAGAAGUGAAGCAGCAGCUCCAGCUAGUGGACAGUGGGUGAUCCUACCAUCAUGGUUUCAUUUGAGUGUUUUUUUAAAAGGCCUGAAAACUUAAUGAGAAUAUUACCUGAAUAAGAAAAUUCAAAGUCAGAUUAAAAUGAUUCUCUGUUAUAUGAAAAUGCAAAUCAAGAGGCAGCGGCUGUAGUCCUUUAUGCGGCUGUACCUGGUUUGACCCCAGACUUAACAUUUUGUUCUUUAUAAGGAUCCCUGUCAGCGGUCACUAAGAAAACAAAAUGUAAAAAUUAUUUCAAACCACACGGUAUCCAUCAGACAAAGAUAUAAACAUUAAUAAUGUCAAUAAAUAACAUUUCCAUGCCUAUAAACAAUAAGAAAACAAUGGAAACUUUGCACAAACACAAGGGAGCAAAAUUGAAUAGAGUGAAAAAGUUUUAAGACAGUUUUUGUCAAGUAUUCAUGACAAACGUGUCAGUAUUAGUUUUUAAUUUUCUCCUUUUCAGUCCCCACUCUGCAUGCUCCGCCUCUCAGUUCAGCUGUUUAAUCCGAGAACGCACAAAAAGUGUAACUCUAAAAGUAUGAAAGAUAAUGGAGGAAAAGUGCCAUAAAGAAUUUCUAACACAAGAGUUUUGCACCAAGACGCUCAUGACCUUCUCUAAAUGAUAUUUUCUGUUUUUCAGCCUCCAGGAAAGAAAUGCAGAAGGACAUCGAGGCUGUUUUACAAACAAAGUCGUCUCCUAAAAGAUUCGCUGUGGUGUCACCCAAACCUCAGUCCCCUGGUGAGUCUACUCUGUGUGUGUUUGUGUGUAUUUUUGCAUGUUUAAGUAUACAUGCUGAUAUCGUGUGUGUGUGAAGAACAAAAGGCUCAAAAUCUGCCGUCAAUACUGCAACAUCUCCAACCUCUACUGUAGCUUUAAAUCUUACAGAGGCUCUACCCACCUCUCUCUCUCUCCCUCUCCCCUCUUUUAUUACAAGACCCAUGGCAGCCUGCUGUUGCCAUGGCAACAGGCUACAGUAGCUGUAAUGCUAGGAUGGCUCCUUUGGUUGGAAAUCCUGCGGGGUUAGAUUACUAGAAGAAGUCAGCACUUUGUCAUUUUUUUACACAGAGUAGACAGACAGACAGAGCGGCAGAGGUGACGUUGAAUAUGAAACUCACUAUUACUCACUGUGAGAGAGGAAGACGAUGCUGAUUGGUUGACGUGAGAAACAGUGAGUUGACAGAGAGAGACUAUUUGUUCUUGUGGGAGGAUGUAAACCACCGAGGUCUGACCUAUCAGCACUUUAUUGGUGUGAGAGAGUGAACUAAGCGCUCAUUUUAUCUGCACCCUUAAAUAACUGUCAGGGUUAGAAAGUAUGAAUGUUAUUAUGAGUAAACCGUCUUUUGUUUUUAAUUUGAAAAAAGUUAAAACAGUUUAAAGUUAAACCCUGAACCCUGAAUCUGUUACUUACUCUGUGUACAAACAGUUCGAGGACGCACAGCGACAGGUAGCGGAUCCAUCCAGACUGAAAGGACCCAGGAGUUGGACCGAGCUCUGAUCCAGCAGCUCCGGGAACGCUGCGAGCAUCAGGAGCUGCAGCUGCAAAGUCUGCAGGCCCAGUUGAAGAAGGCCACGCUGUGCAUGGACGUGUUCAGCAUCACCACCCAGCACUUCUGCCUCAAGGUAGGCCGCAGCAGAGACCAUCUGCAGACAAGUUGGACAUUCCUAUAGAAACAUGCGAAGGUAAAAAUGCAUGCAGGUAUCUUCCAGGUUUAUAAACACAAACCUGUUGUUGAAAACUAGAGAGGGAAGCUGCUGCAGACUUCAGACAGAAACUACAAAGUGGGAUUCGUCUGCUCGCACGAAGGACACCUGCAGCAUCUGGCUUUUUGUUGUCAGCUUCACUUUGUUUCAAGAGUCGGCGUCGGCUUUAAAAUCUGAUUGUUGUGGCUUUUUGAAUCAAAGGUUUAUCUGUGGAAAAGUCCCUGAGGAGAUGUUGAAGAUUUCCAAAGUGAUAGAAAAGGAUUCGAUGGAGCUGUGUGGCAUUUAAUACUGAGACUAAUACUGUCUGUUUGACACUGUGGCUGAGGUUUCUCCUUCUCCAACCUGGACGAUGAAGCUCUGGUUUCUUGCUCUCUGCCUCAUUUCAUCCAUUUCCCGGCCCCACCCACGGGUCCUGCUUUACAGUGGGAGCAGAUUGAUGAGAUUAGCGCUGCCUUCCUGGACCUCGCUGUGCUUUUAGUGAGACUGAUGUUGAAGACACGGGCAGAAUAUUUACUAUGGUCUGACACGAGGAGGAGGAGGAGGGCUGUGAAAUAUAUGACUUUAAUAUGUGAGAGCUCUCUGUAAUAGUCUUUCUUCUCGAGGUGGUUUUCAAUCACAGGUGUUCAAUUUUUUAACAAAGACCAAACUUAUGGCUCUGAUGUUUUAUUUUUGGGUUGAUAAUACUUUCACAGGUGGAGUUCGGCCUCCUUCAGUGAAACACAGAUGCUCAUUAGGUUUUCGAAGGUUUAGAGAUUGAUUUAAGAAGUGGAGGUAAAGAUUUGUACUUUUAUUUAAUUACUGCAAGGUUUACACUAAAAUAAGAAGUAAGUUUUUCCUCAUCGUGGCAGAAAUCUCUGCAUGGCACCGUUCUUCCUGAGCUGAGUAACAGAGCAGAUAAUUGGGCACUUAUUGAUCAUCUCCCUCCCCCAUCGUCUCCUCCUCCACUCUAUUUUUGAUGCAAAAGACCGCACAUACGUGUGUGUGUGUGUGUGUUUGUGUGUUGCCAUGCGUGUGAAUGUGAUAUGAGCCUGCUGCUGCUGCUGCUGGUGGAGGAGCUUUAAAAGGAGGGCGGGCAGAGCUGGGCUGGGGCUGCUCGUCUUUGUUCCUGCAGGAGGAAUGAUGCCGGUCGCAAACCAGGAAACGAGGUGAGGCUUUCGGUCUUCCCCAUCUCUCCUCCCAUCUGUUUCCUCCACCCGAUUCUCUCCCUCCCUUCCUCUCUCUCCUGGCACUCUCCUCCUCCUCCUCCUCCUCCAUCUCUCUCCUCCGUCAGCUCAGUGAUGCUGCUGUUUUCUCGCCCAGUAUGGGCCAUUGCUGCUGUCGGCUCCAUUUCUCUCCUCUGCGUUGUCUGGACCAAACGGUAAAGGCAGCAUCUUCUGCAGGCAGCAGGUUUGCUUUAGCACAGAGGAUUCCUUUCUGUGUGUGUGUGUUUGUGUGCGCAUGUGUGUGUGUGUAUAGCAGCGUUAUUUUCACUUGUUUCCUGGAGACAGGGCUGGUGGAGAGAGUGAAAAGCUGCAUGAUUAUGCUGAGUCAAAGUGAGCUGUCCGUCGCACUGUCCCUCUUUCUUUUCUUCUACAUGUUACAGGACAUUACAUAACAUGCUAACUGUGAGUUUUUUAGUGUAAAUAUGCUUUCUGUUAAUCUGUAGGAUCAUGUGUAGAGGAAAACUUUCACUUCUGAUGCAUUAUUAAGAACAUAGUUGGAUGAUAAAACAGUGUCUACGUCUCUUUAGGACAGAAAGUCCUCAGCUGCUCAUUGUGGAUGUUUCGCAACGUCCAAUUAAAACUCGAUUGAUCGCAGGAGUGUACAAGAUGUUGCUUCUGUUUCAGUGUUCUUGUAUGUUUGUUUUGUAGGAGUUGUAACGCACAGUAUAGAGAGGAUAGUCGGAUCGGCAGAGUGAGGAAAACAUCAAGAAUUGAAAUGUCGUCGUGGACUUCCAGGAGAAUUUUGAGUCCUAUUUUUAAAGGAUUUACAAAAAACAAACAAAAGACAAAGAUCAAUAAUGAAUCAAUCAGUAGUGGUAGCUCUGAAUAGGGGGUCAUGUUGCCGUGGUGAUGGCUGGAUACAGACUGAUAAAUUACCAUUCAUGUCACAUAGCUGCUCCCUGGAGAUCUAAGCAGGGGGGCGUUAAGAGGAGGAUGGAGGAGAUGAUGGGGUCGGAGCAGAGGUGGAGCUGAGGAGUGAGGGGUAAAAAAAGACGCUGACCAUCCGUCAUCGCUCAUGAGGUCACAGCCUCGUCUCCCUCAUGACUUUAUGCGUGCAGACCUUUACAGAGUGACAUCAUUCAUGCCGAGACAAACUGUAUCUCAAACAUGCUUCACCCUCUGCUCUCUGCCUCUCUCUCUCUUUGUUUCGUUUCUGUCUGAUCUCUGAUUUAUUCCUCAGCAACAGUCUGCAGAGCUGUCUCUCUCUCUCUCUCUCUCUCUCUCUCUCUUUCUCUCUCUCUCUCUGUUGGGGGUUUUGAUCAAUAGCCAUCAGGAGGAUAUUACACAGAGUCUGUGCAAACGUUUAAUCAAAUCACUCUUCUGUUCUUGCAUUUUGAUUUAUUUUGUCGUAAAGUUUCACGGGCUGCCGUAAAGCUGUUGAAGUACAGAGAUGUCAAACUGCAGUGCUGCAGAGAUUCUGCGUAUUCGAGUGUUUUAGAAACAAGACAAACCUUGAAACCAUCCAGUAUUAUGACAUAGAGUUUAAUUAGAGCAGUAGACUGGAGCUGUUAUGGUUGACCUUUACUUGUGUGACACUGAUUCAGAUCCUCGGACUCUCUCAUGUCAGGACAUCCCGACAAAGGUUUAUCUCAACAACAGAGAGCAGAUGUUUAUUUUGACAGAGGUACAAAAUGGUUUGUGAGUUUUGCUCACCUGAUAAAUUCAAUCUGUCAUGAUAUGUUCUGUUUAAGUAAAUUUUGUGUAUUUUCCCUAGUGUUCCUGUUCCCCUGUAGUCCAGUCUUUGACCCCUUUCCCUCCUGUUCUCUGUGUUUUAUUCUCUAGAUCAGUUUUUAGUGUUUAUUUCCUGUUUUAUUUUGUAGUAGUUGGUUCCUUGUGUUUCUUGUCUGGUUUUAGUUUAACCUAUUUUAAUCGCCUUCGUUAAUCACUAACGAGUUUCACCUGUGUCUCGUCUGCCUCACCUGUUGCUCAUUACCCAGUGUGUGUCCAUAAUCCGUGUCUUCCCUUCUGUCCUGUUUGGUUCUGUGUGUGUGUCUGUGUCCUCGAUCUUUGAGUCCCGAGUCUCCUUGUGAUUUUUUCACCAGUGUCUUUUGUUGGACAUUUUUUGUUGCUUUUCAUUUAAUUCUUUUCAAUCAUUCUUUAUUUCUUUAGCACUUUUCAUACACAACCAUGUAGCACAAAGUGCUUUACACAGAAAAAGGAAUAAAAGAAACAAAGAAUAGCAGAAUCUACCCCAACCCAACCCCUCAUUCCCACCUCACGAUCUAAACUCAACAGAAACAUGUAUUAGUAGAAAAGCACUCGGAGAGCGCAGACCUCCACCAAGCAGCUCACAGUAUCCGGAAUUUUGUCUGGAUCAGGAUCAACCUUUGACACCUCAUGAAACUCAUUGAGAUCCUUUAGUGUCAUUUUUUACUAAAGACUCUGGACAUUUUUAUAGAGUUAAAUGUAAAAAUUCCAAAAUGUGCCCUAUCUCACAAUGAUAAAGAAUCCUUAAAAAAAUUCCUGGAUCCAGAAGGCGAUCCGGAUCACCACCAAAAUGUAAUGGGAUCCUCCUGGGGCUGAGACACACCUCUGGUGAAAAUUUCAGGUCAAUCCGUCUGUAACUUUCUCCGUAAAGUUGCUAACAGACAAAAAACCAACGCUACCGAAAACAUAACCUCCUUGGUGGAGGUAAAAAUGCAUUAACUUAAAAAGGACUUGAUUUCAUAGAAACAGGAAUGUGCGCACCGAGGAAAUGCCAUUUUGAAAUCCAAGAUAAGGAAAAACAGGAGGUUUGGGUUAAAAUCUAAAGACAACGUGACAUAAAGUAAAAUUUAAAAAAAAAAUCACUAAAAUGAAAUAAAAACAACAGUAAAAGGUACUAAAAUACGAGCACCAAAAUAGCUCAAUAAAAGAUAAUCCUGUCAUUAAAAAUAGAAAAAGAUAAAUGCUAAGAUACUCAAAGUUAAUGAUAUAAAAUUUAAUUAGGUACGUUUUGAGUUUGGUUUUAAAAUCAUUAGUCUUGUUUUUAAUAAAUCUGUUUUUUGUUUUUUUUUUUGUCCGCAUUUUGAGGAUCCUUUUCCUUUGUUUAACCCUGCCUACGUGACAGAAAUAAAACCAAGAACAGGAGGGAAACAGAGUCAAACACAAACUGAAAACUCACAAGACUGGACAACAAUAGGGAAAAUACACAAAAUGCGCUCAAAGAAAACCAGGAGAAGAAAACUAAAUUAACAGAACAUAUCAUAAAACCAUGAUGAUACACAGCUGUGAAAGGAAUUAUAGAGCUGGAUUAAAGGAAAUUAAUACUGAUGCUUUGCAUUAUCAGCACUAUUAGUCUUUGCUCCUGCGGGUUAAUAACCACAUGCCUGUGCUGAUGUAAUUUACCACUAUAUUUAACCUUCUGUCCAUUAACCAUCCGAACAUUUAGCACAUUGGGGUUACUUCAUCUGUAACCAUGUGCAUAUUCAUGUUCUGACACUGCUGUUUAACUUCUUUCUUCUGUAUCUAAAAUCUGUGUGAAAUCUUCCCUUCAAAAACCGAAAGUGAUCUUGUGGGUUUGCCGGAUGUGUCUGAGUUCAGAGGUGUUCACCGCCGUCUGUGUUUGCAUUUCAGAGCGAGAGCGCCUUUGUGAAGGAGAGGGAACUGUCCCUGGAGCUCGCCAGAAUCAGGGAUGAAGUGGGUAAGUGGGAUACAGCACGACAGAAAUGACACCACGGGGAGCGGAGGAGCAGUGAGUCAUUCUCUGCUUACUGUAUAUCAUGUAUUAUACAGUGAAUGGAGGAGGGGAGGGGGGCUGAGGGAGACCUAAAACCACUCUGCUGAAGGCACACAGUGUACACUGAAAAAAGGGCCAGAACAUAUAAGCAAGAGGAGAAUAAUCCAACACAUAUUAUCAAUUAAUUUAUAUAAAUGAGUCACUAAAUAAGUCGAGGAUAAAUGAGCCAAAUUUAAUUGAAAUGAAACAAGCUCUUCCUUUGCUUUCCUCGCAGCUUUUAGUGUCGCACACUGGGAGAAACUGCAGCAGGAGAAGGAGGAACAGGAGCGUCGUUUCGAGGAGCAGUUGCAGGGACUGCGGGCGAAGCAGCAGAGGGAGCUGGGAGCGCUGGAGGAGCGGCUGAAGGCGGAGCACAUGGCUGAGGCCGCGAGCCUGCAGGUCCAACACAAGGGAGAGCUGGAGGAUCUGCGGUUCAAACAGCAGGAGCAGGUGUGUGAGUGAGAGAGUGUGUGUGUGAGUGUGUGUGUGUGUGUGUGUGAGUGUGAGCAUGCAAACGACUCUGUUGUUUGCAGAAAACCUGUUUUUUUGUUUUUGGAUGGUUAUGAAACAACUUGGAGGGACGAGAAACGCCCCUUUGUGACCCACUGAAGAAGCAUUUUCCACGGUUAGGUCCUACAUGUGGAAAAACACACUUCUCCCACAUGUACAGGCCAAAAUUCACCAAGAAAUAUGGGAGCGUUAAAUUCAAUACAAGCUAAAUGGAUGAAAGUGAGCAUGGAGUUAGUUCAGGCAGGCUUUUUAACAUCUACAAAUCCAGUUUGUAAAUGUCUAAAUGUGUGUCUGUUUUCUGUUUCGGUCUCGGCCCCAGAUCGAUGAGAUGACUGAGAACCAUGAGGCUUCCCUGGUGGAGAUGGAGACAGCUCAUAAUGACACUCUGGCUACUCUUCAGGAGGAACACACCCGGACUGUGAAGAGUGAGUAAACCUCUAAAACGUCUCCUGUCUCCCUCACCCUGCACCGAUAAUCACGGGUUAUUUCUCGAUGUCAGAUCUGAAGAUGGCCCACGAGCAGCAGACCAAGUCUCUGGAGGAGGAGUUUGAAAAGAUCAGACUGUCACUGCAGGUAAACGAGAAAAACAAUACGACGCAUUUUCUUCCACAGAUUCAUUUUGUCGAUGAUCAUGAACUUUUUUUCGUGGUCACACAGGAUCAGGUGGACACGCUGACGUUUCAGAACCGCAGCCUCAGAGAUCGAGCAAAACGCUUCGAGGAAGCUCUGCGCAGGAGCACCGAUGAGCAGAUAGUGGUAACCGCUGAAUCAUACAUCACAGGACAGGAGCAAUAAAAAGCAGUUUGUUUAUUGGAUCUCAGAUAACAGAUUUUAAUGUUUUGCUAAUGUAAUCUGCUGUCGCCAGGACGCUUUGGCGCCAUAUAAACACAUCGAGGAGGACCUAAAGAGUCUGAAAGAAGUCCUGGAGAUGAAGAAUCAACAAAUUCAUCAACAGGAGCUGAAGAUCACGGAGCUGGAGAAAAUAGUAGGCUUCAAAUUUCUGCUUUUGUUUGACAGCAGAGGCGAGCUUUAGCGUGAUUAAACUGUCUUAUUUUCCCGUCAUCAUUUGGAGAAUUUAAUGUCGUGCACCUUCCUCCUGUGUUUUUGAGCAGGCUGAAAAGAAUGUUUACCUGGAGGAGAGACUGCAGGUGUUGCAGCAGCAGAACGAGGACCUGAAAGAAAGAAUCGACAAGAAUCUCGCCGUGUCGAGGUCAGUUUAGUCUCAACGCAACCCUGAAAGAGGACACUGAUAACAUGAACGAGAAAGUGUUUAAUAGUUCCUGAUUUCUUUUCAGGCAACUCUCGGAGGAAAACGCCAACCUGCAGGUUCACGUGGAGAAGGAGAGCAACGAGAAGAAGCGUCUGAGUCGCACCAACGAGGAGCUGCUGUGGCGCCUUCAGACUGGCGAGCUGAGCCCUCGGAUGUCCCCCAGCUGCUCCCCCGUUCAUCAACCCCCCUCUGGACAUGGCUCCCCCGCCCGCCCGCACUCCUACCAUCAAUGA
Xyrichtys novacula (pearly razorfish) is the source of this 23813-nucleotide messenger RNA. The record is from the annotation of a GenBank genome assembly. NCBI's taxonomy places the organism in Eukaryota, Metazoa, Chordata, Actinopteri, Labriformes, Labridae.